Rattus norvegicus (Norway rat) is the source of this 3055-nucleotide messenger RNA. RefSeq names its product fibroblast growth factor 4 (gene Fgf4). NCBI's taxonomy places the organism in Eukaryota, Metazoa, Chordata, Mammalia, Rodentia, Muridae. Gene Ontology annotation, biological process: mesenchymal cell proliferation; chondroblast differentiation; cartilage condensation. Gene Ontology annotation, molecular function: growth factor activity. Bases 120 to 728 code for a protein of 202 amino acids. The transcript is spliced from 3 exons. Gene Ontology annotation, cellular component: extracellular region. The record is from RefSeq and is marked validated.
GCGCGGGGACUGUCCCGCCACCGGCGCUUGCCCGUUUGCUCUCGUGGCUUCGACUUGCGCGCAGCACUCACCGAACUCACGGCCCGCCGCUCGGGCUCACGCACGGCCCGCGGGCCGGAAUGGCGAAGCGCGGGCCGACUACAGGGACGCUGCUGCCCGGGGUCCUGCUGGCCCUGGUGGUGGCCCUGGCGGACCGAGGGACCGCCGCACCCAACGGCACGCGGCACGCCGAAUUGGGGCACGGCUGGGACGGCCUGGUGGCCCGCUCGCUGGCACGCUUGCCGGUGGCCGCGCAGCCCCCGCAGGCGGCGGUCCGCAGCGGCGCAGGGGACUACCUGCUGGGCCUCAAAAGGCUGCGGAGACUCUACUGCAACGUGGGCAUCGGAUUCCACCUGCAGGUGCUGCCCGACGGCCGCAUCGGCGGUGUGCACGCGGACACGAGGGACAGCCUUCUGGAGCUCUCUCCGGUGCAGCGGGGUGUGGUGAGCAUCUUCGGAGUGGCCAGCCGGUUCUUCGUGGCCAUGAGCAGCAGGGGCAAGCUCUUCGGUGUGCCUUUCUUUACCGACGAGUGUAAAUUCAAAGAAAUACUUCUCCCCAACAACUACAAUGCCUACGAGUCCUACGCAUACCCGGGCAUGUUCAUGGCCCUCAGUAAGAACGGGCGGACCAAGAAGGGGAACCGAGUUUCGCCGACCAUGAAGGUAACCCACUUCCUUCCUAGACUGUGACUCUCCGAAGCCCUGCCUCAGCCUCGGAAGCACACCCGACCCCUCAGGAGGAGCACUUUCUCUCGAUGGAUAAUUGUUUGCAAAAACAAGCCUAAGAUAUUUAAAUUAAUUAUUUAAAUAUGUAUAUAUGGACAGCCAAUUAUUUAUAAGUCUAUGUAUUUUCAUUUUCUGGCGGAAAAUGACCAAAAGAACAAACAAAUCAAAUGCAGCUCGGACCUCUUUGGUACAGUGGGACAAACUUUUUCCUUCACUCUCAAAGAUCGGGCUGUGCUGCUGUUUCAUAUGUGCCUCUAAAACGUGGUGACAUCAGAUUCCAAGGGUGCCUGGCCCCUCUGUCUGGAAAGGCCUGCUUGGGUCCUCUGAGUCAGUGAGAGGAGGACCCUAAGCUUCCUCCUGUCCCGGAGCAUCCUGCAGCAGCCGCUCCCUCAGCUCCCUUUGGUAUGAACCCUGUCGGAUCGGUUUACUCCAGGGACAGAAGUGCGUCCUGGAAGUCCUCCCGCCUCUGUUUUUAGAUCUCCAAGACUGAUCUUUGAACUCUCUUGCAGUCAAUCUUCUUGGACCUACCGGAUGGGAGACCCUUAGACAACUUUAUAAACUCCUGUUUGCCUUCUUUUUUACUGGCCAACAGGGCGCAUGGCUUGUAGCCACUGGAACUUUGUAAAUUCCCUGGAAAAAGGAACUAGGAAUGGACAAGAUGCGUGUGCCACAACUCCAACUCUAGGGAUGAAAUUGUUUUGUGAUAGAGGAUGACAUGUCGGGGAUAUAACAAUGUAUUUUGCAAAAAUCAAAUUGAGAAAAACAGGCUUCCCUGAAUUUGGGGGUCUUUUGUAUUGGGACUCCAUAAUUUAAAGGUGAGCUGUCCUUCCCAUCGGGGCAGCCCUUAUGCAGGCAGACUGCAGGAGUCCGCAUUCCAGUGCUGCGCCAAUGUGAAACGCAUUCUAUUCCCAUCUACCUCAGAGUUCCUGAGUCCCUGGUGGCCAAGCUGGAGGCUCUGCUGGGUGCGUCUGCCUGUUUCUCUUCCACAUGUAGCAUCUCUCAACCCGCUGGUCUCUUGUCACGUUUCAGCUAUCUUUACCCAAUGAUUUACUUUUAGUAAGGGGUAUUCAUGGUGAAAAUAUGCGCGGCCAGCUGUCGGAGUGCAGUAUAUGGUCACCAAGUCAAGUAACCCUUAUAUUUUUCUUUAUAUAUUUUACGAAUGUCACCCCUGUCACCGAGACCGAGAUGGAGGAGCAGGGUCGGCGGCAUUUAAAAAAAGGGCUGAGGUGAGGGAGGACAUUUAAUUUUAAUGAAUGACUUUGGAGUUUAUACAAAAUGACCUUCGCUCACUACAGCGAAUGUCUCAAAUGCUUCUCCCCAAGACGUUAAGACUCUGCUGGGAGGCUUCUGAGCCUCCUCCCGAAUUAACUUUAUGAGAGGGUACAGACAGCAAGACGGGAAAAUCUGAUUGGCAUUUUUUUUUGUCUUUCACAUUCCUUUAGAAGAAAACUCUUUGUUUGAAUGCUAAUGGGAUACUUAAAAUACUAUUCUGCAGCGCUGCCCUAGAAGGAAGAAGCCACGCCCCAAAGUUGAGGUGGGAGCAUGUCCCAAACUUCCCUUUCUGUCUGGGGCUCACAGGCUGAUACAGAUUUUGUGUUUUUUAAGCCAGGCCCUAGACUCCAAGAGUGUUGGGGAGAAGAUAGUUGAAGGUCUUUUGUUUUUGUUAUUUUUUAAAGACUGGGUCUCUUAGCCCAGGCUGGCCCUGAACUUGCUAUGUCAUUAAAGAUGACCUUGAAUUUCUGAUCCUCUUGCCCCAUUUCCAAGUGCUAAGGUUACAGGCCUUGCCCACCACACCCACUCAUUAGGUGAUGGGAAUUGAAAUCGAGUGUGUGCUAGACCACUCAGCAGAGCUAAGCCUCCCUCUUUUUUGUGGGGGAGGAAAUGUGGGGGUCUUAUUCGGUAGCCCAGGCCAGUCUCCUGCUUGAAUUGUGUUGAGACUACAGGUAGAAGACUCCUGCUCUGCUCUGAUGGGAUUCUCUGCUGCUAUGUUGCCUCAGGCUGGCUGUGGUCCUACCUGACACCUAUUACCUGUUUCUUCAGCCUGUUAGCUUCCUUUCCUGUGCCCAGGGACAAGAUUGUAUCUUUGGAACUUUGUUACUAAAUGGAUUUGGGUUUCUGUAUCCGCCCCUGUUACCGAGUCGGUCUGUAGUUACUACAGGUGUCGACCCAGAGAUGGUAUGUGCUAUGCACACUGGAUGCUCCAUCCAAGAGAAGCAUUCAAUCAUGUAUAGAGAGCCCCCACGGACUGGGAGUGACUGAGAAAGAUAUUAAAAUGACAAACGUAUCUGGAA